This is a messenger RNA of Zasmidium cellare ATCC 36951, 1323 nucleotides long. RefSeq lists its product as uncharacterized. The coding region runs from base 1 to 1323 and encodes 440 amino acids. Lineage: Eukaryota; Fungi; Ascomycota; Dothideomycetes; Mycosphaerellales; Mycosphaerellaceae. Gene Ontology annotation, biological process: regulation of transcription by RNA polymerase II. The transcript has 3 exons. Gene Ontology annotation, molecular function: zinc ion binding; DNA-binding transcription activator activity, RNA polymerase II-specific. The record is from RefSeq and is a predicted model, not a curated record.
AUGGAAAGCAGAGCACCUCGCGUGGGCCACAAGAAGUCAAGAAAAGGUUGCGCGCAGUGUAAACGACGGCACGUGAAGUGCAACGAAGAAGCACCCUGCUCAAAUUGCGUCCGACAUGGCGUUGCCUGCUCGUUGGCAGGCGGCCCCUACGUUCCCAGAGAGGAUGCAAAAGCACGAAGAAAAUCCACAGCCUCAUCAGACCAUACCAACCCUUCUCGAACAGCCUCGUUGGAGGCCUCCGUGAACAACACAGGCUCCACGUCCGCCGUGGAAAGCCCUUCAGCUCCCAGCCCGUUCACAGUCCUCACUGGACUGAUCGACAGACCGAUCUCAGGUCCAGGUCAAGAACAAAAUUGGCAGCUGGAUCUCCAACUCAUGCAUCACUAUAUGUCGAACACGAAGUUCAUCUUGAACGAGACUCAGGACAUUGACUUUAUAUUACGCAUAUGGCAAGAAGAACUUCCCAAGGUGGCAUUCACUUGCGACUACGUUAUGCACGGCCUGCUGGGAUUCAGCGCAUUACACAAGGCGGUUUUGGACCCAGAGAACGCCCCGAUGCUCCAAGCCAGCGCGGUCGACCAUCUGGACAAAGCGCUGGUGCUGUACAGGCGAGACAGCUCUAUCGGAACACCUGAAAGUGCCAACGCGAAGUUUGCGUUCACAUGGCUGGUGGCUCUUUUUGCAUAUGCGAUACCACCGAGUGUGCCUCCUAUCGAUGCGAUGGUGGAGCUCUUUCUUCUAGUGAAGGGCAUAGAUGCCAUCCUGUCCGAGACUUGGUAUUGGGUGGCACAGGGCCCUUUUGCGGCCAUUCUGACGAGAGGCUUCCAAGAAGCCAUAACACUCUCUCCCGAUGGGAGCAGCAGUACUUACACCAUUCCUGAUGGCAUGGACUUUGGCCUCGCACAUCUCGAUUUCAUGCUGGGAGUUGAUGCCAUGAUUCCGGACGACCGACGAGUCUGCGCAGUGGUCUUGGCCGAACUGAAACAGAUAUACGACUCUGUCCUCCGCUCAGACGGAUCAUGCAGCGUGGCCUCGAUACUGUGCUUUCCCAAGCAGGACCCCGUACCCUUUGCAGAGCUCAUAAGAAGGCGGGUGCCUCAAGCGUUGAUCGUUCUGUCAUAUUACUGCGUUCUGAUGGACGUGUUGGACAAUAGGUGGUGGAUAAACGGGUGGAGUUCUCGAGUGAUUACCGACGUGAUGGGCAGUCUGGACGAGCCCUGGAAACACUGGAUCGAGUGGCCGGUGGAGAGCAUUUUGUACAAACAGGCGACGACAGCAGGGCCGGGCACUGCGGAUAUGGCGAUAGACAGGAUGUUGGUGUGA